AUGUUAAACAAUUGCCAAAACCUCAAGUUCAAAAACAACAGAAGCUCAAACACACCACAAACUCAAGUUCAAACACGCCACAAACUCAAGUUCAAAAACACCACAAACUCAAGUUCAACCAAUGCCCGAUUCUCAAGUUUAACAAUUUCCACAACCUCAAGUUCAAACAACACCACAAACUCAAGUUCAAACACGUCACAAACUCAAGUUCAACAAACACCACAAACUCAAGUUCAAAAACACCACAAACUCAAGUUCAAACACAACACGAACUCAAGUUCAACAAACACCACAAACUCAAGUUCAAAAACACCACAAACUCAAGUUCAAACACGACACAAACUCAAGUUCAACAAACGCCACAAACUCAAGUUCAACAAUUGCCACAAAUUAAAGUUCACUAAAAACCAAAGACGCAAGUUCAACAAUUGCCACAAACUCAAGUUCAACAAAGUUAAGUUCAAAAAACACACAAACUCAAGUUCAAACAACACCCGAUUCUCAAGUUAA
Messenger RNA from Xyrichtys novacula (pearly razorfish), 510 nucleotides. Lineage: Eukaryota; Metazoa; Chordata; Actinopteri; Labriformes; Labridae. The record is from the annotation of a GenBank genome assembly.